GUUGCAAAGGAAGUCACUUUUGUAACAACAGUAUCCCUAUGAUCCAAGUCUACAUGGAUGGCGUGAUCAAGGAUUUGUGGAAGUGCACAUAGCUACCAAAUGUUACUUUAUGUCAGCGAAGACAAAACGACAAUUCAGUGUCUAUGCAAGGAAACAUUAGAUGACCGCCGUCUGUGUUCGUUGUAUGAUACAAGCUCCUCGGCUAGCGUUAGCUUCUGCUUGUCUUCUGGUAGAGGCGUGUUAAAAUGACAUUUUCUCGGGAGAUCAAACAUUUGCAGAAAGCCAGGAACAAAGCACAGAGUAAUCAUAAUUUGAGGGAAGAGGCCAGUCUUUGCAAUCAAAUUGGAGAAUUGUUGGCUAGAAAUGGUGAUUACCAAGCUGCCAUUGAGGAGCACAGGCGUGAGCUGGCCCUAUCGGAGGCCCUGGGAGAUGUGAUUGGCUCUGCAGUGGCCAACAGGAAAAUUGGAGAAUGUUUCGCUGAGAUCGGGAAGACUGAUUUGGCUUUGAAGCAUCAAAGGAAGCACCUAGACCUGGCACGCUCUGUCAACGAUGCCGUGGAAGAACAGAGAGCCCUGGCCACCAUUGGCCGAACGUACCUCUUUCGUUACGAGGCGGACAAAUCGCAAGACAGUCUGGACCAGGCGGAGAGGGCGUUCAGGAAGAGCCUGGACAUUGUGGACAGCCGCCUUGAAGGUGUUUUGCCUCCCCGGGAGCUGAGCGAAAUGAAGGCUCGGCUUUUCCACAACCUGGGCUGCAUUUACGACUACCUGAAGGAUCCGCAGCAAUGCGUCGAGUACAUCCGCCGCAGUGUCUUCAUCUCAGAGAAAAACAAUUUCUUGGAGGAUCUGCAGAGAACCAACUCCCUGAUGGCGAGGAUUCACUUUCGUAACGGCCAGCACUCUCAAGCCAUGCGCUGCCAGGAGCAGGCCAAGGAAUGUGCCAGAAAGAUGAAGGACAAGUUUGGAGAGGGCGAGUGCCUCUGCAGUAUAGCCGAGAUCCAGCUGUGUUUGGGAGACUUCCUGGCAGCGCGUCGUUCCCUGAAGAAAGCCUUCACGUUGGGUUCCCAGCAACCUGCCGACCGGGAGGCCGUCAAGAGGGCCUUAAAACAAGCCAUUCGCGGUGUCCAUCUGCAGGAGGCGGUGGCGGAGUUGAGGGAGGACCAGACCCAUGAGGCCUUGGGCCUGGCGGAACAGCUGGGUGACCUCUACUCCAAGGUCGGCUGCUACAAAAAGGCUCUCGAAUCCUACCUCACGCAACUGUCCAGCGCCAAGACCCUGGGGAAGUCCAGUCGGGAGCUGGCGGUGAUCCACGUGUCUCUGGCCAUGACCUACACGGACCUGCGGCAGCACAGCAAGGCCAUCGAGCACUACGAGCAGGAGUUAGCCCUCAGGCAGGGCAACCCCAGAGAGGAGUGCAAGACGUGGUUGAACAUAGCAGCGUCUCAGGAGGAGGCUGGGGCUGCAGUGGAUGACCUGGAUGAGAGCUACGCCUCAGCACUGCGCUGCGCUGAGAAGGAAAGACCCUCCUCAACAUCACUACAGAAACGUGUGCUGCGUCAGUGGCUAACAGUCCAGCGGCGCUUGGGCUCGGCCCACACUGGCGACACGCGCCGGCGAUUGGAGGAGGUGUGCUCCGCUGCGGGGCUGGACCCCGACAACAGCGAUGGAGAGGAGGAAGAGGAGGAGGAGGAGGAGAACAGCGAGCCCCUGGAGGACAGCGACAUCCAGCUGUCAGACUCCGAUGAGGACCCAGAGGAGUAUGACAAGAUGUUGUCUGGACGGAAGAAGCCUGGCCGGUGGAACAGGCGUAAUGAGAAGGGCGAGACGUGUCUGCACAGGGCCUGCAUCGACGGCAACCUGCGGCAGGUGAAGCUGCUGUUGGAACAGGGACACCCGGUCAACCCCAGGGACUACUGCGGAUGGACCCCUCUCCAUGAGGCCGCCAACCACGGCCACCAAGAGGUUGUUGGCAUGCUGCUGGAGCGGGGCGCAAACAUCAACGACCCCGGCGGCCCCAUGUGCGAUGGCGUCACGCCGCUCCACGAUGCCCUGAGCUGCGGACACUUCGCUGUGGCCCGACUGCUGGUGGAGAAGGGGGCCUCCGUUAAAGUGCGAAAUGCCAAGGGUGAUACUCCGGUGGACAGUCUUCGUCAGUGGUACAGGACGUACAGCAGAGAGUUGGACCCCAGCACCAAGCAGGAGUGCUCUGACACGGAGAGGCUGCUGAAGAAGGCCCUCGCAGGAGGAGUGGUCGCUGCACCAGUCAUCCCUAGGCCCCAGGCUCCGCUGUUGGACAGUCAGCUGUUUGAUGCGGAGAACUCUGAGCCGCUCCUGUCCUCCAUGCAGCGCUCCCCGCCACCUCGUCCCAGGAGCCCCGAGCGUCGUCAAGCCCCGCCCAGCACACAGCGCAGGCAGCCAACCAGCGCGGCCCGGCGCCACAGAGGGACGGAGGACGCCAUUUUGUUUGGGGCUGAGAGCAGCUCCUCAGAUCAAAGCGACUGUGAGGAGCCCAUCAGUCCCCUGCGGCCCGUCAGGCCCAGACUACGUUUCCCAGCAGCCCCGUCACCUCCACAGGUUACCAGACCUGAGGAGGAGGAAGAGGAGGAGGAGACUGCUCCCGUUGCCAUGCCCACCCGGGAGCCACCCCCCACCACAGCCACGUCCAGCACCUCCUCCGGCCUCUCCUCCGGGAGAGAGGAGUACCGCCAGGCCAUCAAGAACCUGGGCAGCGCCCAGAACCGCCUCCUCUCCCAGAGCCUAUCGGAGCCCGCGUUCAGCAGCACGCCGGCCCUGUCGGCCAAUGAGAGGGCAGCCCUGGUGCCGGAGAACGAGUACCUGGCAGACGAUUGGCUGGAGGAUGACCUGGGGGAGAUGCAGCCCAAGAAGAAGAGGAAGAUGGGGCCCGAGCCGGAGAGGAGGAGGGAGAGCAGCAGCAGGUCCACUUUCUCGGCCUCCACUUCCUCUGAGUCCUCCAACAGGGUUCGCUCGUCCUCCAGCAGGGGUCUCUCCCUGAAGCGGAGCCAGGCCAAGGCGGCGCGGCAGGUGAAGAUGACCCAGCUGUCCGGCAUGGUGAUGCUGGGACGCCGCGAGGUCAGCAGGUCCCCCAGCCCCACCAUCCCGCCGGACGACGAAGCCCUGCCCUUUACCACACCGCACCACCAGCAUCAGCACCAGAACCAGAAACAGCACCAACAUCACCAGCAUCAACAUCAGCACCAACACCAGCUCCAGCACCACUCACUACCAGCCAGGACUCCUGCGCCGGCCUUUGCCCCUGCGAUGCCUGCACCAAUCAGAAUGAGAGUCAGGGUUCAGGACAACGUGUUCCUCAUUCCCGUUCCACACAGCAUAGCUGAGUCCUGCACAGUGUCCUGGCUGUGCGAGCAGGCUGCCCAGAGGUACUACCAGACCUGCGGCCUCCUGCCACGCCUCUCCCUGCAGAAAGAGGGCGCUCUCCUGGCCGCGCAGGACCCCCUCCUGGCCGUCCUGCACACCAACGAGGAGGUGCUGGCUCAGGUGUGUUCGUGGGACCUGCCCCCUCUGCCUGAGCGCUACCAGAAGGCCUGCCGCAGCCUGGCUGUGGAGGAGAGUGCCCGUGUGUUGCGUCUGUGUGAGGUGCAGGAUGGGGGCUCCUCGGUGAGCGUGUGUGGCCUGAGUCUCUCUCCCCCGGCGCUGGCCCCCCUCCUCCGGGCCCUCAAGCUCCAGGCCAGCCUCACCGAGCUCCGGCUCUCAGCCAAUCGCCUCGCAGACGCGCUCCUGCCUGAGCUGAUGGCCGCCGUGGCAACCAUGCCCAAGCUCCGCCUACUGGACGUCUCGGCCAAUCUGAUCACCGGGGAGGGACUGAAGAAGGCAGCCGAUUCGCUGGAUGGGAAGAGUCAGCCUGCCUUCCCAUGUUUGGAGGAGUUGGAUCUGAGCAUGAACCCGCUGGGUGAUGGUCAUGCUCAGUCUCUGUCGUGCCUGCUGUCCUCCUGCCCGGUGCUGGCCUCUCUCUCCCUGCAGGGCUGUGGCCUCACCGCUCGCUUCCUCCAGCAACAUCGCCUCCUGCUGGCCAGCGCCCUCGCCGGCACUGGUCACCUGAGGUCCGUGUCCCUCUCCCAUAAUGCACUGGGCUCCACUGGCUUUGAGCUGGUGCUGAAGACGCUGCCUCUGCACUGCCUCUCCCACCUCCACCUCUCGGCCGUCUGCAAGGGGCCGGCCGACCAACCAGCCCUGGAACUGCUGGUCACCCUCCUCACUCAGGGUGACUGUGCCCUUACCCAUCUCGGUUUGGCCAGCAAUGGAUUAACCGACCACAGCAUCGCAUCACUGUCCAGGUGCCUGCCUGUCUGUCCUUCGCUGGUGUCUCUGGAUCUGUCGGCCAACCCUGACGUGACGUCAGCCGGACUUCACAGCCUGCUGGUGGGCCUGCGAGACGCCCGGCGCCCCCUCACCCACCUCAACCUCCAAGGUUGUCAGGUUGCUGGUCCGUGGCACGCGGUGUCCCUGGAUGACCUGGCGGAGCUGGUGCAGGACCUGCGCCUGUGCUCCAAGAGACUCAACAAGCUGGACCAGCAGACCCUACAGCAGAGCUGGCGGCAGCAGCAGCAGCAGCAGCAGCUGGGUGACAGUGGCCAGGUACAUGGGGGCAGUAGCCAGGUACUGCUCCGGCACGCCAAGUGCAUGAUGACCACCAAUGGUACAAUAUGUACAUGCCUGCAGUACACAACUUGCUGUCAACUUGCUACAUAGACUCUGUCCCACUCUGCAGCAGGGGGGUGGCAGUGGCCAGGCAUUGGGGGUCAGUGGCCCAGUGGCCAGGCAUUGGGGGACAGUGGCCAGGUACAGGUGGGCAGCAGUAGCCAGGUACUGCUCCGUCACGCCAAGUGCAUGAUGCAGUACAUGCCUGCAGUACAUAACUUGCUGUCAACUUGCUACAUAGAUAGACUCUGUCCCACUUUGCCAAGGUGGUCAGGAUGUGGCCCAACGUAAAUUAUGGCACCACCAGAAAGACUUGAUCGUUCACGACGUGUGCAUUUCUUUAGUAGACCACUGUAUGCCAUGUACUGUAGACACCAGUGGCGGAACAAUUGCACACAGGGCCCCAGUGCAAAACACUUAUCUGGCCCCCUGUAUGGCCUGACAAGACCACAAUUGGGCCCCACUACCAAUGCAAGAGUGCCCUGGGCCCAGGGGCAAAUGCCCUGCUCGCCCUCCCUAUAGCUCCGGCCCUGGUAGACAUACACACAGGUGAUUCCCCAUCAAGCGAAGUGCAUGAUGGCUACCACUGUGUAAAUCCUACCAAGGCUCUUAAUUAACACCAGCCAACUGGCCAAAUGCUGGUGAUAUUUCAGUUUCAAGCAACUUAUUAUCCACUUCGACCCAUUAGUGAGAGUGUAUUUGUCUAGAUUAUUAGAAUAUAAUCUACAGGUACAAGACAUUUUGGCUGGUGACAAAAAAAAAGUUCAUUUAGAGCCCUGAAUGCUACCAUCACAAACAGCCAAUGGGGAUUAAAACAUGGACACAGACUUAUGAACAAACUCCCCCAGAAACUGCAAACGGAGGUGAAAACAUGAACACAGACGUGUACAUUUCUGUCUGCUGCAAAGGCUCUUGCUGGUGCUGUUUGACUUGAGGUUUUCAAUAUGACUCCACUGGCUCUAUGUAAAAUGACCCCAUCAGAAAUGUCCAGCUGAGGUAGAGCAUGUGCUGUCUGAUACAUGGAUUCUCUUGUGCUGUUCCACUGAAGACUGUCUGAAUUGGCUCCAUCCUGGUCUUAAUGUACAGAUGUACAGAAUUCUACCUGUGUAUUAUGUGUUUUUGUACGUGUUUUUGUGUGUAUUUAAGGGGUUUUGAUUCAAACUCUUUUUUUGAAUGAAAUUAAACAUUAUCUGGUGAUACUGCA
Molecule: messenger RNA, 5880 nt
Organism: Engraulis encrasicolus (European anchovy)
Lineage: Eukaryota; Metazoa; Chordata; Actinopteri; Clupeiformes; Engraulidae
Gene: tonsl
Product: tonsoku-like, DNA repair protein
Exons: 29
Coding region: 246-4727 (1493 amino acids)
Biological process (GO): double-strand break repair via homologous recombination; replication fork processing
Cellular component (GO): nuclear replication fork
Molecular function (GO): protein binding
Source: RefSeq, a predicted model, not a curated record